Molecule: messenger RNA, 948 nt
Organism: Symbiodinium necroappetens
Lineage: Eukaryota; Dinophyceae; Suessiales; Symbiodiniaceae
Source: the annotation of a GenBank genome assembly
AUGGCCCUAUCCGUCAUUUGGCUCGUUCUCACAGUUCAGAGUUCUCAAAGCCUCGGGGAGAGAAUAAAGCAGCCCGGCCCCUUGGAACCGGGGCAUCCGACAGUUGAGGAGUUCAAGUCCUGGUUUGACUACAUCUACAACGUUGUCAACAUCGAGCCUUCCGCGGAAGCAAGAGCCAAAGCCCUUGAAACUCUUGCAAAGGAUCAUCCAAGCUUGGAAGAUGUCAAGACCUGGACGAGCUACUUGCACAGUGAGAACGGUGGGGAUAUGAAGAUGGCAGAUGCCUUCGAUGAAGCCCUUAAUGUUCUGGGAAAGGACAGGCAUCCAAGCCUGAAGGACCUGCGGACCUGGUCCAAUUACUUCCUCCAUCAUUGUGGUGGCUCCUUCUUCCGUGGAUUCGCAACUUCGCAUGCCUUGGAGAUUCUUCUCGCCGAAGAUCAUCCAAACUUUGAAGAGUUCGCGGCUUGGUCAGACUACUUCUGCAAUGAAGGUGACUACGGCUGGGGCAAGACCCAGCAGGUAACCCAAAAAACCCUCGAUGUUCUCAACAAAGAUCAUCCAACCUUUGAAGAGUUCAAGAUCUGGAAAGGUUUGUUGCAUGGUUAUCGUACCGAUGACCGCAUUAUUGAAAUGUUGACAACAGAACCACAUCCAACUGUGGAAGAGUUCAAGGCCUUGUCAAGUUACAUUGGCAGCCAGGAAGGUAUGUACGGUGAGGGAGAGGAAGAGGCACUUUCGCUCCUGACUACAGCCCAUCAUCCAAGCUUGGAGCAGGUCAAGGAUUGGACCAACUACUUUGUCAAUACCAGGGACGACGAAACGAGUCGCUCAUGGGCAGUCAAGAGGGCCAUCCAAUUCCUCCAGAAAGAAGGUCGUCCUUCAGAACCGCCCAAGUCAUUACUCGGAAGGUUGACGUUCAAGGCAUGGUGUAAACUGCAUGGGAUUUGA